Molecule: messenger RNA, 1248 nt
Organism: Saccharomycopsis crataegensis
Lineage: Eukaryota; Fungi; Ascomycota; Saccharomycetes; Ascoideales; Saccharomycopsidaceae
Product: prion domain-containing protein RNQ1
Exons: 1
Coding region: 1-1248 (415 amino acids)
Biological process (GO): post-translational protein targeting to endoplasmic reticulum membrane
Cellular component (GO): TRC complex; membrane
Molecular function (GO): protein binding; molecular adaptor activity
Source: RefSeq, a predicted model, not a curated record
AUGUCGUCCAAUAAUCGCCAGGGGGAAGCCGCUCUUUCCAAAGAAAACUACCAAGAAGCCUUGAAAUAUUUCAAUGGUGCACUCAAUGAAGAGUUCAACCCACAAUACUUGGCCAACAGAGCUAGAGCGUAUAUUGGUCUAGGAAACCUUGAUCUUGCUGAUGCUGAUAUCAAAAAGGCCUUAAAUGCUAACCCAAACUCUGCUCAUGCUCAUGCUGCUAUUGGGGAAAUGGAAUUGAAGCAACAAAAGUACGAAUCUGCUGCCAACGCUUUUGAAAAAGCGGCGACUUUCAACGAGCAACAUGAGCGUGAUGAAUCUCUUAAAACCCAUUUGAACAACCGAUUGGAACAUAUGUCCAGUGUUUUGGGUGGUUCUGUGUCUCAGGACAGAUCCUUAGGAGAAAACGAAAGAGGUCUUUCUAGUAUGAUCAUGGGUCAGCUUUUGAACGGUGGUGGUUCAACCUCCAGUAAGUUCUCUAUGUUGUCUAAAUUAUUUAUGAGCAACAGUGGUCAUUCAACCGGUGGUUCUGGAUCCCAAAGUUUAGGUUCUUUAGGUCCUAUGGUUGCAUCUAUUGCUUCGUCCAUGGGUAGUAGUAGUGGUGGUAGUAAUAACAGUAGUGGUAGUGCUGGUGGAUUAUCCUCAUUACUUGGCUCCUUUGCUCAAGGUGGCUCUGGUAAUGGUAGCUCUUCAGGGAACAGUGGUCUUUCUAGUAUGAUCAAUAGUUUUGUUGGUAGCCAAAGUAACGGUUCCAAUCAAUCUUCAGGCAAUCAUGGCUCUAAUCAAUCAUCUGGUGGGGUUUCUCAAUAUGCCUCCAUGGCCCAAGGAUUUAUGGGCUCCCAAGGAGGGCAUGGCUCUCAACAAGGAGGGCAUGGCUCUCAACAAGGAGGGCAUGGCUCUCAACAAGGUGGCGGGUUCUCUCAAUAUGCUUCCAUGGCCCAAGGAUUUUUGAGCUCUCAAGGUAGUAACUCUCAGCAACAAGGCGGUCACAAUUCCUCAGGUGGUGGUUUCUCACAAUACGCUUCCAUGGCUCAAGGGUUUUUAGGCUCCAGUGGUUCUAAGCAAGGUAACCAGAGCUCUCAGCAAGGUAGUCAAAACUCUUCUGGUGGUGGUCUUUCUCAGUAUGCCUCUAUGGCCGAAAGCUUCUUGGGCUCUCAAAGUGGCAACCAUCAAGGUGGACAAGGAUCUUCUGGUGGUGCCAAUUUCUCUCAAUUUGCAUCUAUGGCGGAAAGCUACUUGAAGAAGAAUUAG